This is a messenger RNA of Schistocerca nitens (vagrant locust), 3762 nucleotides long. RefSeq lists its product as uncharacterized. The coding region runs from base 117 to 2084 and encodes 655 amino acids. Gene Ontology annotation, cellular component: nucleus. NCBI's taxonomy places the organism in Eukaryota, Metazoa, Arthropoda, Insecta, Orthoptera, Acrididae. The transcript has 11 exons. The record is from RefSeq and is a predicted model, not a curated record.
UGUUCCUACAAGAUUUGAUUUGGGCGCGAAGUCGGUGGAAGUUUAUAUAGAAAAGGAAGGUGUUAUUGUGGUUUUGUAGUGUUUUGUGUAUUUGUUUUUAAUGCACUCGGAUAAAUAUGAGUAAGGAUCACUGGAUCAAGAAAUUAGAAGCCAAACGUGGAAGAGAUUCAUUGACUUGCGUCUUCUGUCACUCGGAUGUGGAAGAAGAUUGUCAGUAUGGGAAGCUGUACUGCAGAGGAAAAAUCACUGUGCAUUACUUUUGCUUACUUCUGGCUACCAAGUUGGAUCAAAAGGGAAAUGAUCGAGAAGGAAUUCUUGGUUUUCUGCUUAAAGACAUUGAAAAACAGAUCAACGCAGCAAGAAAUGUGCGUUGCUGCUAUUGCAACAGAGGUGGUGCAACUGUGUAUUGCUGUGGAAACACUUGUAAAAAGGUUUUCCAUCUGCCUUGUGGACUUAAAGAACAAUCCUUCCAUGAGUUCUAUGGACGUUUUCGGUCAUUUUGUAGUACUCACAGGCGAACACAAGUGGUUGACAAAGCAACACUGAUUGAUGCUGCCAGAGUUCCUCAAAUUUGUACAAUUUGCUAUGAAACAGUAAUUCCAAAGCCUUCGCCAGAUACCUUGUGGGCACCAUGUUGCAAGAAGAAUGCGUGGUUUCACAAGACAUGUGUUCAGAUGCUUGCAUUGAAUGCUGGAUACUUUUUUAAGUGCCCAUUGUGCAAUAAUAAAAGGAUGUUUCAUUCCAGUAUGAAGAAAAAUGGAAUAUUCAUACCUGAACAAGAUGCUUCCUGGGAGAGGGUCCCACAUGCUUUUGAUGAUAUGUACACAACUUACCAGCAGUGCGAUGCAGUGGAAUGCCAUUGUAAGAAAGGACGCUCCUACUGUGAACGACGAACGGUGUUUGAAAUAAUUGUGUGCAAGUACUGUGGAUCACAAGGUGUACAUAAGAAAUGUGGAGAACUUAACAUAAGAGAUAAAGAGUGGGGAUGCCCACUUUGCACUAAUGCCCUGACAUCAGGACACUCGCGGUCCACCUCAACUGCAUCAAAUGCACCAAAGUCAUGCUCGGAUAUCACUUUCAAUGUGCAGGAGUUCUUUUCAUCAAGUGUUUCAAGACGUUUCCUCCCACAAGUGAGACUUGAAAGAAAAUUGAAUGUGCCGCCAUCAGUUCGGAUCGGAGAGGCAAGCUUGAAAAUUUUGAAGGGAUCAUAUCAGUCACGUGAAAGAAGUAAUGAAAUUACUUGUCCUUCAAAACCUCAGGUGGUUCACUGUGAUCAAAACUGCUUACAGUCCAAAAGUGAUUUAUCAGUUCCUGGAUGUCCUUUGUCGGAACAAGAAGCAGCACAGUCAUGUGCUCCAAAGAAGACAGAUAAUUGUAACAGAAAAUUGAUAGGUGGGUGUAAGGUAAAAGGAAAAUGUAUGAAGAAAACUAUUUCUUCUGACAGCCAGAGUGGUUCAGCCACUGGAACUAUCUGUUUAAAAAAGAAAAGUGAUGUCAGGGGUUUGAAACGUACACAAGGUGCUAAAAACCAGACAAGUCUGUCAACAUAUACAGAAACAUCAAUGAUGACUUGUCACUAUACACGAGGUGCUAAAAACCGGAGAAGUCUGUCAAAAUAUUCAGAAACAUCAACGAUGAUUUCUCACAAUAAUGUUAAUGAUUUGCCAUUCUCUGUUCAGAUAGAUAACAUGCGUCAGUCACCAUUCCGUAUAGACAGGCCAAUAUCUUUUUCUCCAGGUUCUGCAAACUUCUUUUCUCCAGGUUCUGCCAACUUCUUUCCUCCAGGUGCUGCAGACUUCUUUCGUUCAAGUUCUGCAGACUUCUUUCCUCCAGGUUGUGCAGACUUCUUUCGUUCAGGUCCUGCAAACUUACAGAAUUUUAGAACACAUGCUGUUGCACCUACAGAUGUGGCUUCGCCUGAAAGUAAAAAAGUUAAGAAAGUCAAAAUGUGUAGCCCAAACACAUUUACACGAGAGUUAAAGGACCUGGGUGUUAGAAGAAAACAUGUUUAUUUGACUAGAGGAACGAGUUUCACCAGGUCAGGCAAUUUCAUACCUACCUUAAUGCUGAAAGACAGAAUUUGAAGGGCACAAUUGUAUGAUGGUUACAAUAUUGAAAAAUGUGUCAUCUCGGUUUGGUGAAGAAAUCUGUAGGUAAUAGUUUGUGUGAAUUUUAUUUAAUUGACAAUAUAAUUUUAUUUAAUUGACUAUAUCUAUAUAAUUUCACGACAUUACUGAUUUCUACUUGUUAUCAUCCAUCUUGAGAUUAUAAUAAAUGAAGCAGUAUACUUAAAAACGUAGAAUUGUCAAUUCCAUGGAAUUUAAAACUAAAAUGACGAAACUGUUAGUUGAUGUAAGAAAAGGACACUUGAUCAUGGCAUGCAUGAUAAAAGAUGUAACCAGUCCCCAGAUUAUGGCCAGUCAAAAUGUUACUGUGCCAGUAGGAAAGAGGGGUGUCAAACAUCUAAUGACAGAUGUAAAUUUGAUUUUAAAGUCUGCAAAAAUUACAAUAACUAAGAGGACACUGUGUUCGCUAACUUUCCAUACAAGAAGGAAAAAAUCUGCAAGCAGUGGAAAAGGGCCAUGUUGCCAUACCAUGAUAUGUACCUGCAGGAUAAAGUUGAAGAUAAUGCUGCUUAAUUUAUUAAAGUAAGAUGAUGCCCAAUGACUGGUAGAAACUUGUAAUGUUAUGAAACUGUAGUGGCUGUGGCAGUGAAAUAGACUUUGUAUACAUUUUUGUUAAGUCAUGAAUGUUUCUACAGUGACAACAAAUCAGUUUAUAUUGUAGAAGCAUUUUAUGGUUUGGCAAAUAUAUAUGUAUCCACUGCUUACAGAAAUUUUCUUCUUGUCUGGAUAGUUGACAAAAUCAGUCCCCUCUUUGCCUUCUCACAAUUUAUGCAUGUUGUUGCUUUGUCCUUUUAAAGUCAUGUUACGAGUGUCCAUAGUCUUGAAAUUCUCUCUCUCUCUCUCUCAUGUUGUUAGUUAUUAAUCCUAUGUAGGUGACCAUGCACGAUUAGUAUGAUGUUAGUUUUAAACCCCAUGUAACUGUACAUGAUUACCAUGUAGUUAGUUAUAAAUCCCAUGUAGUUGACCACACACAACUUUCACACAUACAGGGUGUUUAAGCAGGCUGCUUCAUUUUUGUACUCUAAGAUAAGAGAUGAUUGGUUGAAACUAAUAAUGUUGUGUGUGUGUGUGUUUGUGUGUGUGUGUAAAGUUCCAAUAUUGCUCAUAUGAUACCAAUGACACGGGCUACAUCAGUAUCUCAGUAUGUGAACUGUAAAGUGUGUUAAAGUAUUCAUAAUUUUACAGGUUUAUUGUUUAAUUGACUUGACAGAUUGAUUGUUAGAUGAUUCCCAUUUCUUUUGAAUACUGUUUUAGUUUUCAGACCCAUACUGCAUUUUUGUUUUAAAUGCAGUUUACCGUUUUUAUUGUAAAUGUGAUUUACCCCCUUGUUUGAAAUGUGUUUCAUUGUUUUGUUUGAAGCAUUUUUUUAAAGUCAGGGAAUAUUUAUAUGUUGACAAUAAAUAUGACGGCACAAGCCUUGGUAAUUUGUUACUCUUCCAAAUGUGUUCAUAAUUUAUUUCUUAGCUUUAAUGUUAACAUUUUGUGUUUUCAUAUCUUAUUGGUAAUUCAAAAACAAAAUUACCCACAGUUGUUAAAUAUUUUUAUUUUCAUAAAAUCAUAAUUGUCAAACAGUUGGUUGCACUUCACUUGAUGGCACGUCCAGUCAAAACAGUUGUAAUGUAUUUUUAAUUAUUAU